CAGCAUACUUGCCGUGUUAUGAUAGUUCAAAGCAUUGAUUUCUGAUAGUAGUCAAUUAUUUAGUCAUACGUCAAAAAUAUUAGAAUUGUGAUUUGUUGAUCUUUUCUUUCAGUGAAGUGUCCAGUGAGUGUUAAUUUCUGGAAAAUAUUUGCAGUCGUAACAACUUUUCUACAAACCAGAUCAUAGUACGCUAUACGUCUAGUAAGGACGCCAAGAUUAAGUAGGUACUAGACUAGUAGAGGAACCAGUGAACUAUGAAAAAUGAUACCACACGCUGACAAUGAGAAAAGUGACGGAUACGACUACGAUACUGAGGAAAAAACUAUGAAAUGGCACCAUAAGAUUUUGCUAAGCAGUUCACUGAAAGUGGCUUUGCUGGCGCUUAUAACAGCAGUUAUAGCACCUAUGCUAGUAUACCACUACGUGUACUACCCAAGUCUGGAUCUGCCACCUUCAGAUGGAUUCUCUGCCGGCUCCUGUCUUGUCCGGAGAUCAGCCAGGCUGAUGUGUGGCGUAGGGCAAGUCAACGACUCAAAACUAUGCCACCCACAAUGUUGUUACGACACCGACAACAGCAUAUGCUUUCAUAGAUCCCCUUCUCGUUUCACCUACGUAAUGGACGACGAUGAAUGGGAUGCAAAUACAACGCUAAGAUCUAGAAUUUCCACCUCACCUUUUAAUUUCACAGACACUCUAAGACAGAUAAAGCUAUCAAUAGAUGAUGUUUCAGCUACCCACGUGUCUGUAGCAUUUCACAACCCACUGCUUUUGACAUUGGAAAGCAGGAGAAUUGAAGAAAAAAAUUACACCUACCAAGUCGAUUCACCGGAACUGAGCGUUGUUGUCAGUGACAAUCUUGGCAAUGAUAUAUUUAACACAAUAAGAGGACCUAUUAUAGCAGCGGAAAAUAUUUGGGAGGUAGUUUUUAAGAUGACUGAUGAAGACAUGUACGGACUGGGAGAAAUACCCUUAGAAGAAGGUAUGGUGAAAAUAAUAUAUAGCAAUGCUAGAGGCGAAAGUGGCGUGCCGUUGAUAUUUUCACAAACUAAUGGGAGUUAUCACGGUGUUCUGUUGGAUAUAUCGGGACCUACAGAGGUGACGUUUGCAGGGGAAAACCAAAUAGUUGUAAGAAGUAUAACAAAUGUAGGUAUGAAGUUCCACUUGUUCUCUGGACCGACGCCUAAAGACAUAAUGACAGAUGUAACGAAGAUACUAGGAUUUCAAAACCAAUUACAGUAUUGGAUGCUUGGCGCCCACAUCUGCAGCGACCUACCGUCAUCAGAUGCCCAAACAGAUCUAAGUGACUACCUAACAGCGGCUUUAAAAGAUAAGUUGCCUUUUGAAAGUCACUGUGGUACUGCUCCAGUUGUUUUUGAUGAUGAUGUGUGUGAGGACAGUGUUCAAGCUAACCUGAAGGCCGAUUCAACUCUAGUACGGAACAACAACAAGCGAUUCAUUCCUCACAUUUCGCCUUAUAUCUCGGUAUACUAUGAAGAAUCCGAGGAAACAUUUGACGAUAACAGCACUCAUAUAGAAACAACAACAGAAUUCAUAACGGAAUCAAUAACGGAAUCAUAUUGCCGCAACAUUAGUUCUGAAUAUGACAACCUAAUGUUACGGUCAGCAGAUACUGAGAAACCUUACAAAGGAAAAGUAGGAAAUGCGUUCGUCAUAUACCCCGAUUACAAAGAACAGGGCACCGAGAAGGUUAUGAGAAAGCUAUUGGAUGGUACAGAAAUAGAUGGAGCUGUAUUGGAAAACAACUGGCCUUUAGAUGAGUCGUUUAAAUUUGUGAAUGAAACUUCUGAAUACCUUCCGUAUUUCAGUAAGAAUUUUGAAGAUGCUUUCAAUUACACACCUCAAUGGAACAUCACGCGCCCUAAUGGAGAGAUUUAUAUGUACAAUCAUAACGAAUAUGGAAACAAUUUCGCCAGAACGUUUAGUAAUUUGUAUGAUGAUAAUAUUCCCAUUUGGACGUCAAGUCAGUGGAUGAGCGGAGAUAUAGUCAACAAGCAAAAUGUCAACACAACCUGGACAAAUCUACAAAGAGAAUUGAUUGAAGCUGCUUUAGGAGGCGCAUCAGGCCACAAGCUUUGGAGUUCACCCAUUUGUGGUGAUACGGAACAUUACAAUAACGUAACCCAAGUUAGACUAUGUGUGAAGUGGUAUAUGAUGGCUACAUACUUACCUUUGAUCAAGAUACACUCAAAAUCAAUACCCAGAGAUCCUCUUGCUUUUACUGGCACAAAUAAGAACUAUAUUAUAACAGCUUUGAAUCGCAGACUAAGUUUGCUGCCAUAUUUUUACACGACUCUGCAAGAAGGACCGAUUCUCAGACCAAUGUUUUACCAAUUUCCUGAAUCAAAAAACCUUAGUAGCGUGAAAACACAGUUUAGUGUUGGAGAUGAUCUGCUAAUAGUUCCGGAUCUUCUGCCGAGUCAGACGCAUGUACAUGUGACUAUGCCUCCAGGUGUCUGGUAUGAGCUGUGGAGUGGUGUACAUAUCGAUGCCGAGGAGGGUCAGCCAGUAACUAUGACGACGACAGACGCUGAUUUCUUGACGUUGAUACGCGGUGGAUCUAUACUUGUCAUGCAGAAGGAUGCCAGAGAAACGGCAGAGGAGACCCGCCUACGUUCACAAUACUCAAUCAUUGUGGCUCUUGAUUGUCACAAUGUAACAGUUAAUAUAUCGGACCCCGCCACCGGGAAUGUUGCUAAAAACGUUACAGAAUGCCACGCUGAAGGAAAACUGUACAUAAACGACAAUAUGACACUUGUCUUCGAAGCGAAUGAUGAAUACCUAUCCAUAACAUCUGAAGAUGAAGAUUUCGACGCGUUUUGUGAUGCGGAAAAAGCUGUCUGGGUUGAUCAUGUGAAAGAAAUAUCUGUCUACGGAUUACAAGAGGACUUAAAUAAUUUCGAUCACCAUCGACAUAUUGAAAAUGUGAUCAACUUGUGUGAUCUCAAGGAUAAAGAAGAAAUAGUUAUUCAAUUAAACUAAAACUUUAUAAAAAAAUACCUGACAUUUUAUUUUUAUUACAGAUUAAGUAGGAACUUUAAACGGAAGAACUGUCCUGUGCAAUAAAGUUUAUUUGAUUUGAUUUGAAGAACUAAGUAAAUAGAAUGCAUU
Molecule: messenger RNA, 3129 nt
Organism: Pectinophora gossypiella (pink bollworm)
Lineage: Eukaryota; Metazoa; Arthropoda; Insecta; Lepidoptera; Gelechiidae
Exons: 8
Coding region: 262-3000 (912 amino acids)
Biological process (GO): carbohydrate metabolic process; N-glycan processing
Molecular function (GO): alpha-glucosidase activity
Source: RefSeq, a predicted model, not a curated record